This is a messenger RNA of Sphaerodactylus townsendi, 2012 nucleotides long. It is a transcript of the gene RFFL, whose product is annotated as ring finger and FYVE like domain containing E3 ubiquitin protein ligase. The transcript is spliced from 7 exons. Lineage: Eukaryota; Metazoa; Chordata; Lepidosauria; Squamata; Sphaerodactylidae. The record is from RefSeq and is a predicted model, not a curated record. Gene Ontology annotation, biological process: protein K48-linked ubiquitination; negative regulation of extrinsic apoptotic signaling pathway via death domain receptors; proteasome-mediated ubiquitin-dependent protein catabolic process. Gene Ontology annotation, cellular component: cytoplasm; plasma membrane. Bases 119 to 1222 code for a protein of 367 amino acids. Gene Ontology annotation, molecular function: ubiquitin protein ligase activity.
UGGAGCGUCGAGGUCGGGCUCCGCCUCCGCUCCACCCAGACCCCGCCCAUUCCCCCUCUCGCCGUCUGUCAGAUAAAGCUCGGCCUGCUACGGAGGAGGACGUAAAGCGGAGUUGACUAUGUGGGCAGCAUGCUGCAGCUGGUCGUGCCUCAAUGGACUACCAGAGGAGAUGCAGGCCCACCCACAGCAGGGGAGUCGCACACAGGCCUACUCCAACGCAGGCUACAGCUCCUUCCCUUCGCCCACGGGGUCCGAGCAGAGCUGCAAAGCCUGUGGGGCGCACUUCAACAACUCCUCCCUGAAGCACAUCUGCUUGGACUGCAAAAAGGAUUUCUGCCCGGCCUGUUCACAUCAGCCUGAAAGCGGCCCCUGCCUGUGCCUCCUCUGCGAGCGGUUCCGGGCCACCAACUUCCAGCGGGAGGAGCUGAUCAAGAUGAAGGUGAAGGACUUGCGGGACUACCUGGAGCUGCGGGAAAUCUCCACGGAGAUGUGUCGCGAGAAGGAUGAGCUGGUGUUUCUCAUCAUUGGCCAGCAGCCUCCCGUCCCGCAAGGGGACAGGACUACUUGGGCAGCUCCUUUUACGACGGAGUCCGCCGGGCCACAGCCGGACUUGGAGGCCGUGCCACAAACUGGAUUGCCAGAGUCUACCUCAACGGAUGUCUCUCCGGCAUGGAACUCCUCAGAUAUGGUCUUGCAGACUGAGGAAGCCCUGCAGGCAAAUGGGCAUGUGCCACCCAGCCAAGACGACAUGGGGGAAGUGGAGAACGCAGUCGAAGCCAUGACUGAGGAGGAGACUCAGUCCACCGACUCGGAGGACACCUUGGUUUUGGGACGCAGGGCCUCGCUGUCUGACCUGACAAGCGUGCGAGACAUUGACGCCCUGUCCGUACGGCAACUGAAGGAGAUCCUCGCUCGCAACUUUGUGAAUUACAAGGGCUGUUGUGAGAAAUGGGAGCUGAUGGAGAGGGUGACCCGUCUGUACAAAGAGAAGGACCUUCAGCAGCUGGUUUCGGACACAGAUGAUCAAACCGCUUCGUCUGGGAACGCCCCUCUCCCCGGCUCGGAAGAGAACCUCUGCAAGGUCUGCAUGGACUCGGUUAUCGACUGCGUCCUCCUGGAGUGCGGUCACAUGGUUACCUGCACGAAAUGCGGGAAGCGGAUGAACGAGUGCCCCAUCUGCCGGCAGUACGUCAUCCGAGCCGUCCACGUCUUCAGGUCUUAAGGAACGCUGGCAGCGGAACCGGCGAUUGUCUCGGAAUGCUUUUCCAUUGUGAUGGGAGGGACCACCGGCUCGCGAGCACCUUGCCCGACAUUCCUAAGCUCGCAGGAGAAAAAAAACGGAGGACUGCGGGGCCUCGAGUUUGUGUGACUCGUUUUUUUUGAGUACACGGCUGUGCACGAUACACCUCAGUGCCUGGAGAGCUGGAAGUCUUCACUGGACGUUCAGACACAACCCCAAUUUGCUCUUUCCUGCCGGCUCGUGAAGAAAGGACCGGAGAUCUGAGGCUUCCCCCCUUCUCUGAUGAAUAAACCAAGUGGCCUAAGCAAGCUAGCACAUGAGAGCGGAGACAGGGUUUGCUGCUACCGAUUCUCCUUCCUCUCUCUAUAAAAUAUUCCGCUUCGGGUUAUGCCUUUCUUUAAAAAUUGUAUUUCAGGGGCUAAUUCCUUUUCUGAUGAUUAUUUUUUUAAAAAAACAAAACAAACGUAAACCUCUUUUGGUUCUGUUAGUUUGCCUUACAGGUCACGCCACAGGGCGGCCCUUCGGAGUUCCUGUAUAGAUCAGAUUUAAUGGUAUCGGGAGGAUGCCCAUGAAGAAACUUCUGCUGCGGCGCCCCGCAGCAGGAAUUUACAACUGUGAAGGACUUGGUAGAAACGUUGGUGGAUCUGUGUGCUUUUAAUGCAUACUGCUAGGUCUACCUCCUGGUUUACUUUUAAAAAAACCGAUGAGCAAAUCCAGUGGGUUUCUGGGAACGGCAAGCGACAUUAGGCUCGAUUAAAUGCACCUCGUUCCA